Messenger RNA from Clonostachys solani, 927 nucleotides. NCBI's taxonomy places the organism in Eukaryota, Fungi, Ascomycota, Sordariomycetes, Hypocreales, Bionectriaceae. The record is from the annotation of a GenBank genome assembly.
AUGGAUUCCAUGAUCUCCUUCACACCAUCCAACAUGGACGUUUACUCGACUAUCAAGUUUGUCAAACGUGAUGAAAGCAAUGAGAAUGAGAAAUUGUUCCAGCUCAUGUAUUUGGACUACGACGGGAACGACCAAUCCAAUACCCCUUUCACUAGUGCUAAGACUCUAGUCCAUGACAUCCGGCCGAUGAAGUCAUCCCUCUCGUUCGACAAAGAGGGAUUCGUUGUUCUUGAUCUUGACUGCCAGAUGCAACCUGAAGAUUUUUAUGACCGGAACAAGGUUAAAACUAUCUUUGGGCCUCAACUUCGGGAUGCACUGAAAAAGUUGACAGGAGCCCGAUGCGUCUACUUUCAUGAGACCGUGGUAUGUUCAAGCCAUAUUCCAGACAAGGACUCGCAAUUUACAAAGGGGGACCAGAUUAGAGAGCGAGGGUCUGCAUUUAAUUCUUCAGACGAUGGUCUGAUGAUGAAAGCCAACAAUUCCCAGUACGAACAGCCUGUCCAAGUCGCUCAUGUUGAUUACACUGCCGACCAGCUGCGAUAUAUUGUCCAGGAGCUCACUGGCGAAGAAUUAAAUGAUGAUAUCCAUCUCCAAGCUUUCAACGUGUGGAAACCACUUCGGGGGCCUUUAAAAGACUGGCCUCUUGCCUGUUGUGAUGCAAGCACCGCCGAAUUGGAGACAGAUUUCCACAAGAUGGAUUCGGUUUUUGCCGAUGGAUUCAUUGAAGGCUAUAUCAUGGGGUAUAGCGCGAAUCAAAAAUGGUGCUAUUUAUCAGACCAAAGUCCUAACGAACUACUCGUCUUCAACAUUGCAGACUCGCAUAAUACUUUCCGCCCAGUUCCUCAUUGUGCAUUUUUCAAUCCCGACUGCCCCGAAGAUGAGGAAAGAAGACAGAGUAUUGAGUUCCGAUGUAUCGCGAUCUAUUAG